UUUUGGAGGAGUUUAAAGAAAGGUGAACGCAAGCCUACCAUAGAAGAUAAGUUUUUGUUGCCAACAAUCAAACCUUAUGGUUCUUGCUCCAUUCAGGGACUUGUAAACUGACAACAAGUGGAAACACUUUGUGUGUCGGGGACUUUGAUUACAAGAAAAUUGCACUUCUGUUUAAUUUCUGAAGUGCUUCACUUUCUGUGAAGAUGCUUAAGGCUCCUCAACAUCAAGUCGCAGGACACGAAGCGGGCAUCGGGAAGCUUGGUCUCGUGGAUGAAUCAGGACGCUUCUACAAGCCUCUGCAAGGUGAUGAACGAGGUGCCAAUGAGGUUGCAUUCUAUAGUUCAUUGUCUACUAACAGUGGGAUCCCAGAACACAUUCAAAGAUUUUUCCCCACCUUCUAUGGAACUCAGCUCGUAGAAGCAUCUGAUGGAUCUGGCUUGCUGCCUCACUUGGUCUUGGAAGACCUUGCUCUAGGUCAUGUCAAUCCAUCGAUAAUGGACAUUAAGAUUGGUUCAAGAACCUGGGCACCCGAAGCAUCCGAGAAAUAUAUUCAGAAGUGCUUAAAAAAAGAUCGAGAAUCGUCAAGCCUUUCAUUAGGAUUCAGGUUAUCGGGGUUGCAAAUCUAUAGAAGCAAAGAACUAGGAUUCUGGAAGCCUGGAAAGAAAGCUGCUCAGAAACUCUCUACAGAGGAAGUCAAGUUAGUCCUGAGAAGGUUUGUUUCUUCCAACACAUUGAAUGAUUUGGAUUUGAGACCUGACUGCGCUUUCGCAUCAACUGUUUAUGGCGGCUCUACUGGCAUUUUAUCUCAGUUACUGGAGCUGAAAGCUUGGUUUGAGGAUCAAACUAUAUUCCAUUUGUAUUCUUGCUCAAUUCUGGUGAUUUUUGAAAAAGAGCUGGCAUUGAAAGGAAAGAAUCCAGGUGCACAUAUCAAGCUGAUUGACUUUGCUCAUGUUUACGAAGGACGAGGUGUCAUUGAUCAUAACUUCUUGGGUGGUCUCUGCUCGUUGAUAAAAUUUAUUUCUGACAUUCUUACUGCUCCUAGUGACUGCAGAAUAGACAUUUCUGCAAAAGCUGAUCAGAAGAACCUUACCGCUGAUAAUGGUGUUGUAGCUGAUCAUAAGAGCCAUACCGCCUCUGAUAAUGGUGUUGUUGCUGAUCAGAAGAACCUUACCGUCUCUGAUAAUGGUGUUGUAGCUGAUCAGAAGAACCUUACCACCUCUAAGAAUGGUGUUGUUGCUGAUCAGAAGAACCUUACCGCCUCUGAUAAUGUUGUAGCUGAUCAUAAGAACCUUACCGUCUCUGAUAAUGGUGUUGUAGCUGAUCAGAAGAACCUUACCGUCUCUGAUAAUGGUGUUUUAGCUGAUCAGAAGAACCUUACCGUGUCUGAUAAUGGUGUUGUAGCUGAUCAGAAGAAGCUCACUGACUGAUAAAUGGUGUUAGCUGAUACAACUCAAACUCUUGUUGGAACCAUUUUUCAACCUGGAUUCCAACAAGCCACAUUUUCUGCCAUGCUGCAGAUAAUUUGCCUGAAUUGUUCAAUUCGGAGUCCUAUGCAAUGCUUCCACGCGUGCUUUAAGAUUUUAGACACUCUAAACUUAUGAUUUGUGAUCUCUGAUUACAUAUUUGCUACCUUAGCUCACCUGUGCUAUGAACUCUUUCUUUUGUAGAUCAGGAGGCAAAGAACACUUUUUAAUGAC
This is a messenger RNA of Solanum verrucosum, 1697 nucleotides long. Its product is annotated as inositol polyphosphate multikinase alpha-like. Gene Ontology annotation, molecular function: inositol-1,4,5-trisphosphate 3-kinase activity; inositol tetrakisphosphate kinase activity. Gene Ontology annotation, biological process: inositol phosphate biosynthetic process. The record is from RefSeq and is a predicted model, not a curated record. Lineage: Eukaryota; Viridiplantae; Streptophyta; Magnoliopsida; Solanales; Solanaceae. Gene Ontology annotation, cellular component: nucleus; cytoplasm.